Lepisosteus oculatus (spotted gar) is the source of this 2106-nucleotide messenger RNA. NCBI's taxonomy places the organism in Eukaryota, Metazoa, Chordata, Actinopteri, Semionotiformes, Lepisosteidae. The record is from RefSeq and is a predicted model, not a curated record.
AAACUAAAAGGGGAUUUUCACUUGUGUGAAGUAACGAAGAACGUUUUAAAGCUCUAAAAAAAGCCAAACCGUCUACAACAAUGUUUGAUCAACAGCUUUCAAAGAGAACGGUGCAGAAUUUAAAGAAAUUUCAAGACUGGGGGGCGGUGCAGAAGGACAUCGAAGAUGUUCAAGCGUUGUUUUCAGCCACGAAGAUAGAAGCGCAGAGUAUGGGACCCUUGCAGGAGCAAACAGUGGAGAUGCAAGAGAAACUGAAGAAGGUGUUGCAGGACUUUAAAAGCUCUGUGAGCACCAUUGCGGAAGUGUCAUCGUCCUGUGAUGUACGUGGUACUAUAGAGAAAAUGGCACAGAACGUGGAAGCAGUGAAGGAAGAGUUCUUCCUCUACGAGUUCACUAUCAACACCAGCAUAAGCGAGAUGAAGAGGAAGAAGCAGGAACUGGAGGAGGAAAUCCAGGAGAAAAACGCCACCAUAAAGCAGAAGCAGCAGGUGAUGGAGCUCAAAGAGGAGCUGAAGAGAGAGACCGAAGAUGAGAAGCGGCAGGCGGAGAGCGACCGGCGCAGGUACGAGCAGCUGGCCGAGGAGCACGACCGCGAGCACGCCGUGGCCACCGCCGCCGCCGUCUCCACCUCGGUGGGCGGCGCCGUGGCCUCGGGUCUGCUGUUCUUCGUGCCGGUCGUCGGCCCUGUCCUGGCCGCGGCGACGCUGGCGGGGACGGUCACCGGGACAGCGGUGGCCUCGGUCAAGGCCGUGGAAUACCGGGACAAGAUGAAAGAGGCCGCAGAGAAAGAGAAAAGGACCAGAGACAAGAUCACCCGGCUGGCGUCCGACAUUCAGAAAAACAGGAACGCGAUUGAGGAGGAGACCAGGAAAAUCGCAGAGAUGCGCACGGAAAUAGCCACGUUCGAGAGAGUAACCCAAAAGCUGACGGAUUUCAAGAAGCGUCUCCACGGCGACGCUGGCCUCAGCCAGUUUGUGGAGGUGCUGGGCGAGUUCUUUGAGACCAUGCUAUUGGCACUGGGGAUUAUAAAACGGACAGAGGAAAUAUACCAUCGGACUUUAAAGAACCACAGUUCAAAGAGUAUGAUCAGUAAAAAAUUCCUUGAGAAAACAAAGUACCGCAGGGACUGCCUGAAGACCUUCAUGAGAGAUAUUGAACAGCUGGAGCUGGUGAGAGAAACCAAACCAGCCCUCAAGUGAGCUCCGCCCUGCCGGACCCCCUCGGAUUCUCUCCCGGCGCGGCCCCACGCUGCUGUGCUUCAUGCUGACUCUCUGGCUCGCCUCCCCCCCCAGUGCAUCAGUAUGGGGGUGCGCCUGUAACCCCACUUAGCUCUCGUAACUGCCUGUGUGCCUGCAGGCUGGGCUCUCUCGUGUGUGUGUGUAUGUAUUUCCUGAGGUGUGUGUGUUUCCUGAGGCUUGACCACUGGCUGGGCUCGUGUGUGUGUGUGUGUGUGUGUGUGUGUGUGUGUGUGUAUUUCCUGAGGCUUGACCGCUAGCUGGGCUCGUGUGUGUGUGUUUCCUGAGGCUUGACCGCUAUCUGGGCUCUUUUGUGUGUGUGUGUGUGUGUGUGUGUGUGUGUGUUUCCUGAGGCUUGACCACUGGCUGGGCUCGUGUGUGUGUGUGUGUGUGUGUUUCCUGAGUGCCUGGUAUAUUACACAGCAGAGGAAGGGUCAUGUCUGUGAAACUGCUUGUUAUUGUCUUGUUGCUUUGAGCCCUUUUCAAUGCAGUUGUAUCGACAGCUGGGGAGGGAUGAAGGCAGCCGACGAGACUGGCACCUGAUCCUGCACCCCCUCCUCUUCCUCGCUCGUGUGUGGGUCACCCCAACGUUUUCCCUACGUUCCAUAACCACUACUACCGGCACACAGACCCCGCCGCUGUCAUCCCCCGCCAGUACCCCUCUACUGGCUGAGCUUUCGGAGACGCGUCGUCCUCUCCACUGCGGCGCUGAGGGGGUCCGAGGCGAAGGGCCGGGCCUGGCAGUCAGAGGCGGGAGGAAGUGCCUGUUUUCACCCCUCCUCUCCAGCUACUCUUCUCUCAGCUGUCAGUCGGACGAUAACGAGGUGCUCGAGGGUUUUUACUUUGUAAGGACAAUAAAGUGAAACUCUUC